This is a messenger RNA of Marchantia polymorpha subsp. ruderalis, 763 nucleotides long. The record is from the annotation of a GenBank genome assembly. NCBI's taxonomy places the organism in Eukaryota, Viridiplantae, Streptophyta, Marchantiopsida, Marchantiales, Marchantiaceae.
UUCUAUCCAUAUCACGGAGAAUUUUAUUUUACCUUUGUAGUGUAAAUGUAACAAUGUAUAGGGUUUGAUCUUUUAUUCACAUAAUUCCUUAAAUAUCUCAUGAAUUUUAUAUUUUCAAAGUACAAGGUUGUAAAUGGUCAAAUCUCGUAAAGAAUGUCCGAAGACAAACUUUCCAACCUAGAUUUGUGCUAAAGUAAAACUUUUCCCAAGAUAUAGAUAAAUGCCGUAUUUAUGGAUUAUCUGAAUAUUAUUUCUAAAAUAGAUAUAAAUGCUUAUUAAUGGGCAAUCUUAAUUUUUUGAUUGUGUCGCAGUGAGAGACUCAAGUUCGAUCAUGAAGUGUAAGCUCAUUGAAGCUGGCCUUUGGCUGUGGUGGUCAAGCUGCUUCCUUGUUCUUGAGAAGCCAUACGUGUGCUACGUCUGAUUUUGGAUCCAGGACGAACCAAAGCGAGUACUUGGUGGAUUGAAAAAGUUUCAACCCGAUCAAGAAAUGUUCUGUAGACGAGCCAAUCCUCGCACACCCAAGAAACCCAUCUAUGCUACGAAGAUUUCCAACACCCAUAGACGGAAGUUGAAGAAGCUACGUGUUUCACGGCGCUCAAAGCGUGAGAACAGAACCAAAUCUCGAUCGAGAUAUGGUCCUUCCUCGAGCAUUUCUUCAACUAUUUCAAGGAUAUGUUCGUUAUUAACUUUUAAUUAUCGCAAAAUUUUGUAAUAGUUAAUCAUUAACUGAAUAUGAUAUGAAUGGAAAUUUGUGUUAAUUUAU